AUGGCUACUCCAGAAAGAAAGGCCUGGUUCCUCAAGACGCGAGGAAAGCUUAUCCAGAUCCUGCCCCUGCUGAAUUUGCCUCCCUGGUGGUCAGUGGACCCCCUGCAGCAAGUCUUCCAGAAGAACGCGACCCAGGUUAUCACAGAGACUUUGGGACACGAGCUGGCCUACACACGUGAGGCUUACAAAAAAGAGCACCAAGACCGGGACCCAGAAGCCGAUGGUCUGACGUCGCAGUCAAUGGAGAUUGACGGGGACAAACACCAGGACGACAAGCUGCCGGCAGCUCCGAGGGUCAGCUUGAGAAGCAGUGGGGCUGGUGCUGGGAACCCCCCCUCGCUCUUGGAGGGCUCAACAGGUCCCACUCCCAGCGUUGCCGGUGGGGCUCAGUCUGUUCGUGAUGAGACACCCGCGCCACACAUUUCUGAGUCGGAAGACGAGGCUCAGGCACUGGGCCUCAAGAGUCGACCAUCGGACAAGAAGAAGGCUGGCCCGAAGCGAAAGAGGACAACCGAGGAGAUCCUUUCGGAUCAGGUCAUGGCCGUGAGCGAGGAGGUCGCCUUGCUUUUGGACAAGCUUUCCUCCUUUCCGGAUGCUCCCAAGUUUGCGGAUGUCAGCCGAGUCGACCGGAUGGCGUCCCGAAAACACAAAGAGUUGAAAGACGCUCACCACUACGAGCAGGCCGGGGAAGUCAAGAAGAUGCUGGACCAGAUCGAGGCAUUGAGGAACUGCUACAAGGUCGGUGUGACUUUCCUUACGGGCACCCAGGCAAGCCGAAAAAAGGCAACUGGGGAGUUUCUUCUGCGCUUCGACACCUGCCAGGAGGGCUACCCGGAAGUCUACACCUCCUUCUCGCAGACCGUUCGCCGCGCUCACGUGGAGGCUUCGUUCACCCACUCCGUGGAGAAGCGGGAGUGGAGUUCGACCUCGCGUUACAUGGAGCAGAAGACACUUGCUCUUCUGUAUGAUGACGUGGGGGACCGGUCGGCCCGCUGCAUGGAGGCGGUCAUCGGCUCGAUCUUGAAGCAGCACGAGGACCCGCCGGACCUGGAUGCUGCAAGCAAGAAUCUAGUUCAGGUGCUCGAGCGGCUGGUGGAUGUCGUCCAUGAAGACAUCCAGGAGCCGACGAAGCACAUCGUGUGCCUUGCCAAGCUCGAUGUGGCUGAGACCUUGGAGUGCCUCGAGGAAGCAAUCGCAAGCUGCCUGAGCAAGAAGGAGGAGCCCAUCUACAGGGCACUGCAGCAGGACUUUGGCCUGAAGCUUUUGCAGAUGGCAGAGGCUGAAUGCCAGAAACGUGCUCUGCGAAGAGAUUCCCUGGCAUCCGUGGCCAAGUGCCAGGUCUUCUUCGAGAACUUCCUGAAGGAGGAUGACGUGAAGGAGUACCUCGAGACAGGCAAGGAGGAGAGCUUGGAGCAGACGCUGAAGAAGGACUUCGGUGACAAGUGUGUGGAGCUCCAGAACCUCCUUGUCUCAGGCAGUGAAAUGCUCAUCGACGGCCCGAAAGAGGCGGCCUUCAUGAGCUUUGUCGAGGUGUGCAACUCGGUGCUCAGCACAGCUGUGCUGAAGCGCAUGGAGGCGCGCUUUCACUGGAAGCAGUCAGGGCCGAUGUUUGCUUUUGCAGUAGCAAGAACCAGGGGCCGUCGUCCGAGUUAUUUCUAA
This is a messenger RNA of Symbiodinium sp. CCMP2592, 1659 nucleotides long. NCBI's taxonomy places the organism in Eukaryota, Dinophyceae, Suessiales, Symbiodiniaceae. The record is from the annotation of a GenBank genome assembly.